AAAUACUUAACUCACAUCCAAAGGCAACACAGGCCCCACUAUUCUAAAUUUCUCAUUCGGCUAACAUCAUUUUUCUGAUUUUUUUUUGGCGUAAAAUUAACACGUUAUUAGAGGGACCCUGUGAUUGCGCGGACAUCUAAUCCUAAAUCCUUUGAAGAUGUGCGACAAGCCUGCCUGCCCCCCGCCCCCGCGAUGCUGUCCUCCGCCACCGCCUCCCUGUCGUCCGCCGCCCACCUUGUGGCAGAAGUUGAACUGCGUUCCGUGCAACCGAUUUGCGUUCUUCGUGAUCGGGGCGGGCAUCGGAUUAUUCUGGGACCAUAUGAAGAAGGAGGCCAAGAAGGCGGCCGAGGAGGCCGCGAAGUCUCCCAAGGAGAAGGAAAAGGAGGCCAAGGAGCGCGAGAAGAAGCAAAAGGAGAAGGAGAAGGCCGAAAAGGAGAAGGCGGAGAAAGAGAAGAAAGAGAAGGAGAAGAAGGAGAAGGAGAAGAAGGACAAGGAGAAGAAGGAGAAGGAGGCCAAGAGCAAGGAGAAGGGCAAGGAGGGCAAGUAACGACAAUAGACCCCCAAACGGAGAUGUCAAGGAGCAGGAUGUUUUCCCAAAUUUUUUCCAAAAUUCUCAUCGAAACCAUAUCGUUUCUACACUUCAAAAAUUUCAAGUGCAUUAUAUGGCAUACUUAACGAUUACUAUUGAUCAAGUAACAAGAUCGGAUGGGAUAUUUAACUGGAGAGAAGAAAUGUCUGCGAAAUUUGGAUAACCAACCAUAUCAGGCUUACAAAUUAUACAUCACCCGAAAAUUGAAAUUUACAUUUCGGAUUCCUGAUAAUGAUUUUGCGAUAUGAUGAUCUAUGUUCUUACCGCUAAGGCUUUCUAAUACGUUGAUAUUCUAUUAAAAAUUGUACAAUGAAUACACAUCAAAUGUAUUUCCCCCGCAAGGACCCAAAAUUAGUAAAUUUAUCCGAAAUUAUUCAACAAAUAA
Molecule: messenger RNA, 974 nt
Organism: Drosophila simulans
Lineage: Eukaryota; Metazoa; Arthropoda; Insecta; Diptera; Drosophilidae
Product: beta-mannosyltransferase 4
Exons: 2
Coding region: 158-547 (129 amino acids)
Source: RefSeq, a predicted model, not a curated record